Messenger RNA from Astrephomene gubernaculifera, 1829 nucleotides. NCBI's taxonomy places the organism in Eukaryota, Viridiplantae, Chlorophyta, Chlorophyceae, Chlamydomonadales, Astrephomenaceae. The record is from the annotation of a GenBank genome assembly.
GAGCUACAUAACGUGUCAACGCUUAUGGCAGAUGGCUUGAUAUUUAAAGAGUGACCCAUUAGUCGUUUACUUACCGAUGUCGCGUAUCGUGCUUUCGGCAGUGACUGGGCUGCCGGCUAGUGUGCUUUUGGACGCGCUCUUGCCGUUUUGCUCAGCGGCGAUCGUUGGCCAUGCACGACAAGCUGCCCCUUAUGGUCUGGCUCCAGUCGGUUCUUGCUUUGCAUCGACCUCAGCGUCCGCAUCAACGACAACUGCCCGCAUCCUAGCACCCUUCGCCGACCGGCUACCUGACCGUUUACACCCAGACGACCUGAAGUACCUCUUGAAGCACCUAGAGGAUGUGCCGCCGCCAAACCAAGGCAUGAACUCUGAAAACGAUGCCGACGACUCCCAGUCAAAGUCCACGUCAGGGGUGGACGGACACACAACCUCGCACCCGGGGCGUCACCACCACCGCAGCUUCCAUUCCAAAAGCCACGGCGACGGUAGCAGCAGCGGCAGCAGCACCAACAGCGGCAAGCCGGACGGCAGCGCCAAAAGCGCAGGCGCAGGAGCUAGCAGCGGCAGCAAGCGGAGCAAGAGCGAUGCAUCCGGCAAAGCUGAUCACGAGUACGACCACCUGCACAACAUCGUGUUCGAGCGCCUGCGACCGCACAGCACAUCGCACUUCCACAGCAGCCACAUGCAUGGCGCCCACCACCACCACCACCAACAACAACAACAACAACGGAGCCAUAAGGCCCAACAGUCGGAGGGAAUGUCCGGCAACAACAGCUCAGCAAGCUUCGCAGGCGGUGACAGCCGCAGUCGCAAGGAACGACGUCGUAGAGAAGAUACCUGGUUUGUAGAUGAGGAGGCGGAGGAGGCAGCGCGCUGGAAGAGCAAUCGUCGCGCGCGCCGAGGCGAGGGUGGUUGGGAAGCCGCCGCUGAGGAUGAGCGCUAUCCGCACCCGCACCUAGGCCGCGACCCGCGCCACCACCACCACAGCCAACAGCACUCGCACCAACACCAACAUCAACACCCCCGGCAGCAUGCUUCGUCCGCUUCCUCGUCCGCUUCCUCCUCAGGGCAUCAACGUACGGCAUCAUCCUCACGUGAGGACCGAAACCGCGAGCGGGAGCGGGAGCGGACAAGUCGCGACGGCAAGCAGGGGGCCCGGCAGGGGCGUGAGGCCGGGGAGGAACGGCGGCAGCAGCAGCAGCAAGCGCGGGGUCGUCGAGGCGUGGAGUGGUUCCAACGGCGCUGGCCGGGACACUACGUGGACUAUGAGGAGUAUGCGGAGUUCGUUUCGGAGGCGGAGACGGGCCGGGGAGGGAGUGGGCGGCGGGGGCGCGGCAAGGGCAAGCACUACAGCUCGGCGUUUGAGGAUGAACGGGAAUGGUUUUCUCAGUUCUGGGCCGACGACGGCGCCUCCUCCGGCGGCAGCAACGCCAGCAGCGGUACCGCUGGCGGCGGCUUCUCAGGCUCCUCCGGCGCUGAGCACUUCACCGCCAACUGGUGGCAGCGCUUCCAGGCUAAAGCAGGCAGCGCCGGCGCCUCCUCCUCCUCCUCCUCCAGCAAAACACAACAGCAGCAGUACUGGCAGCAACACCACCAAUACCAAUACCAACACCAGCAGCACCGGCACCCUCCGGAGCUCCGUCCGCACAUGCUGGUGCUGGGAUUGGACCUGUCCGCAGCACUGGACGCGACUGCCGUGAAGGCCGCCUUCCGCGCGCGAGCCAAGGAGACGCACCCGGACCUGCACCCCGCAGGCGACGCGGCGGGCAAGGCGGCUGCGGAGGAGCGGUUCAAGGAGGUGCAGCGGGCGUACCAGGAGCUGAGCAGGG